GGCUUUCAUUAUUUAACUAAAUUUGAAUUUAUCAGCAUUUUAUUUUUUAGCAUUCAUAAAAAUUUUCAUUUGUUAGGUAUGGCAGCGUGAAAAGUAGGGGGGAAAGAAAACCGUCUGCUAUUUAUUUUGUUAGCGAAAGAAUUUUUGAUUGUAGUAUUCUUACCUUCGCAUAAAAUUCUAUUUGUAGCAUAGAUGAAUACAUUAGAUUAGAAUAUGAAUGCAUUAGAUGUUGGAGAUCUUCCACCAGAAUUAACAUCAACACCUUCAUCUUAUAUUGCUAUUUGUGGUCUUGAUGUGGAAAAUAAUCCUAUUCACAGAACAAUAUGGGAAUCUUUUAACUCUAAUCGGCAAGAAAGAGUGCCACUUUUUCUCAAGCUGCUAGUUCCUGGACAUGAAUUUCCCAAAGCAAAACCUAAGAGAGCAUCCUAUGACCGUUAUGUACCUAAAGGUAUAUUGAAAACAAACUGGCUAAGUAAACAUUUAACGGAAGUUCCAGCUGUUGCAGUGCAGUUUGUUGAUUUAGAUUGGGACAGUCCAGUCUGGUCAGAAAAGCGUUUAGAAUGUGCAACUAAGUUAGAGAUUUUGAGAGGGAGUCUUCAAGGUAGAUCUACUAGAGUGGCUUUGGUUCUAAUUCAGAAACGAGCUGCCCUUCCUGGUGCGGAUGAUCAAAUAGCAGCUGAGAGAGCGGCUUCAUUAUGUAGUGCUUGUGAUUUGUCUGGAAAAACUCUUUUUGUUUUGCCACACUCAGAUCAUCUGUAUGGAUACACACUACGGUUACAAAAUGCCUUUUAUGAGCUGGCUCAAACAUACUAUCAUCAUGAAAGUAGAAGAAUUAAAAACCAUAAGGACCACUUAAAUAAGACAACUCAUCAGCUACUUUUCGUACGACACCAAUUUAAGAUAGCAUUCCUAACUGAAUUGAAACAAGACAUUGCAAUGUCAUUAAAGAAUUACAAGCAAGCAUAUGCCAAUUUGAUGGAAGUCCGAGCAUCAGAUACCAACAUGCUAGAAAUUAAAACUGUUGCUGGAUUUAUCAAUUACAAGAUGUGUCACUUAUCAUUUCUGAAUGGAGCUCCACUUGAUGCCAUUUCUCAAUUUAGAAAUCAUGUGGAUAUAUUUAAAAAUAAAGUUGGCCAUCCAGAAUUGGCCUUUGAACACAGUGCUUGGAUGUCAAAACAAUUUAGUCAUUUUGGAGAUUUAUUUGAGGAAGCUGUACAGCAAGGCUUGGCUGCAAUACAAACACAACAUCCAGGAUUUUAUUACCAACAAGCAGCAAAUCAUGCUUCAAAUCGCAAGUCACUAUGCUACAAACUGUGCAAGAACAUGGCUGAUCAACCUGACUUCUCAGUGUUAGAGGGAUCAGAAUCACUGGAAUUUUAUGGCCAAAGAGCAUGGAGAGCUUGUAGUCAAAGUCUUGAACCACCAGAUCCCCAGAAAGAAAUGAAAGGUAUUUUAGCUUUGAAAUACAAAGAACUUCACGAUGUGGAUCACUCAAUGCUGAUAAUACCUCUUUUGAGCAGUGCUAUUACACAAUUUAAAAAAUAUAAAUGUCCAAGGAUGAAGAGGCAGUUAACUGUUGAAAUGGGAGAAGAAUACUAUUCAUACAAAGAUUACAAGCAAGCUUUGACGCUUUUGAAGCAUGUUCUUUGGGACUAUAGGCUUGAAAAGUGGAGACCUCUAGUAUCCAGUAUACUUAUUACUGCAUUGAGAUCAGCAUAUUUAUCGGCCAAUGAACAUGAUUAUAUAUCUUUAGGAAUCGAGAUGAUCAGUAAUUGGAUUAUAUGCAGUAUUGAUGAAAAAAAUAUUGUUCAAAAUAAUAUCAGCAAUCUACUAUCAAAAAAACCUCUCCAGCCAAUGCCUGGAAUACCUGAACAAGACUGCAAAGAAGCUGAGAAGUUAUGGAUGGAGAAGUUAUCUAACCCAGUUGAACCAAUAUUCACGAUUCAAAUGGCAUCAGUUGUUCCUUUCAUUGAAUGUAAGGCUGGUUUUGGCUCAGAAACCUACAUGGCAGAUCAACGAAUAACUGUGACCAUCUACCUCAGAAUGAAUUGUCCUCAGCCUAUGUCAUUUUCUAAGUUGACUGUCCUCUUCAAUAAUGAGCAUUAUAAUAAAUUUUGUGAAGUUCCUUGUACUAAUGAAAACACUGCUCUUUCGGAUGACAAGAAGUUGCAUAAACUGUACUUGGUGCCUCGUAACACUUAUACCUAUACCUUCAAUUUCAUCCCUCAUUCUAAUGACAUAGGAAAAGUUAUCCAGAUAACAUCUGUUGCACUUCAAAUGGGUUCUCCAGAUUAUAUAUGCGCUGUGCUACACUGGACUACACCGCAUGAGAUAUAUCCUGCUGAAAUAUCAUAUCCUAUAACCCCUAAAGCUAGCUCAUUUAGUGAUGAUCCUACAUUUCAACAUAUUAUUCCUCUGUUCCAUGCUAGUGUCCUUCCCAGAAAUGCUCAUAUUACUAUUGAUGUUGAUCACACUCCACCUGUUCUAAUUAAUGAGUUUUAUGCUUUCAAUCUUUCCAUCACAAAUGAUGAAAUCUCCCAAAUAGAAAAUGUAGUCAUCAAUGUCGGCUUGAAGGAAGGACAAGAGCAGUUUGUCCAUGAAAACACUCAUAUCUCAGACAAAAUGGAAAAACCACAGCAAUUUAUGCAAUAUUUAAGUGAUUUACCUCUGGGAGAAAUAGCACCUGGAGAAAAGGUUCAGAAGUGCAUUUAUAUGAAAGCCUUGGACAUAUCUGUGCGAAGAUUAGUGUUUGACGUUACCUACAACAUUAAGAUUGAAAUUGAUGAUCAACUGCUAUGUUGCAGUUGCCGUAAAACUCAAGAUUUAGAAGUUUUCACAGUUGAGCCAUUUGAGUUUGUAGUUAGGAUAUUGAAUAGAAAAUUUGAAGAAAUGCAAUCAAUUCGCUCAGAAGAACCAUUUAUCCUUAAGGUUGAUGUGCAUUCCUAUUCUCCUUUACCACUUCAUAUUGAAGAUUCAAAAGUUGAAUUGCCCCAUCACCUAAGCUUUGCUGAUAAGAAUGUCAAGUCUAUGGUGAAAAAUUUGGAUUUAAAUAACAAUGAGGCAGGGACAGAUUGUUUCAUUUUGGUUGCAGCUCUUGAUACACCAACCAAAGUCAAUUUUGGAAUGUAUUCCGUGAAAUGGCAAAGGAAAUCGCCUAAUGGUACAUCACCCACUGUGGUAACUGAAAUCUUGCUUCCAUCAGUUGAUGUCACAAAACCACCAAUAUACUUAGAAAUGAAAAUGCCGGCAUCUGGCUUGGCACGCAAACCUUUGCCUGUUACAUAUUUUGUCCACAACCGUACAACUGCUGUCCAGGACAUGGAACUGUUACUUGAGAGUAGUGAUGCAUUUAUGUUUGCAGGAAACAAACAAAUGCACUUUCGAAUUCUUCCUCGGGAUGUUUACCAAUUAAACUACAUACUAUACCCUCUAUUACCUGGUUUUGUCCUUCUACCUCACUUGCGGCUAACGCUAAGCCCUGGAAGAGGAGGUAGUGAGAUGUCACUGGAUUCUUUAGUUAAAGAUAUGACACCCUCACAUAUAUUUAUAAUGCCUCAAGGUAUAGUAAGAAGUACUGAAGAUGCGUCUGAGAGACAAGACAGUGUGUUUUGUAAAUGAAACUUUAGUAAUUUAUUCCAAUGUGUGUUAAAAGAAAAGCAGUCAAAAAUUUUAAUGAAAAUAUGUAAAUUAUUUUACUAUUUUUUGUGCACUUUAAAACUUUCUUUGUACAUAUAUAAAAUUAUUUUGUAUGAAAUGUUUGUGUUUGACUCUCAAGUCGUUAAUAAAAGAAAAUUAUUAUUGCCUUUUAAA
Molecule: messenger RNA, 3810 nt
Organism: Parasteatoda tepidariorum (common house spider)
Lineage: Eukaryota; Metazoa; Arthropoda; Arachnida; Araneae; Theridiidae
Gene: gry
Product: trafficking protein particle complex subunit 11 gry
Cellular component (GO): cytoplasm
Source: RefSeq, a predicted model, not a curated record